This is a messenger RNA of Syngnathus typhle (broad-nosed pipefish), 4804 nucleotides long. RefSeq names its product rho GTPase-activating protein 44-like. Lineage: Eukaryota; Metazoa; Chordata; Actinopteri; Syngnathiformes; Syngnathidae. Gene Ontology annotation, molecular function: GTPase activator activity; protein binding. The transcript is spliced from 22 exons. Gene Ontology annotation, cellular component: dendritic spine; intracellular anatomical structure; presynaptic active zone. Bases 599 to 3493 code for a protein of 964 amino acids. The record is from RefSeq and is a predicted model, not a curated record. Gene Ontology annotation, biological process: neurotransmitter receptor transport, endosome to postsynaptic membrane; regulation of actin cytoskeleton organization; negative regulation of Rac protein signal transduction.
UUCUUCUUCUUCACCUCCGCUGAUUAUCAGAGACGAACGAUUGGUUCAUUAGCGCCGUCUAGCGGCGCAACAGUGUAAUUUCACCAUACACAAAUGAGUGUAGUACCUGUUCUGAACCGGUUUAACCGUCGGUUAAUAAGCACCUUUGACUAAAACCCAAUAUUUGGCAGGGUUUCUACUUUUUGGACCUGGAUAUGACAUCUCAAAGUUUAUAUGUAUUUAUUAAGACAAAUGUUUUGUUCGACACUUUCAAUGACAGUGCUACUGGGCUCAACUGAACGUUCAUGAUUUGAUGGACUGCACCUCCCAUGAUGCACCGCGGCACCAGCGUCAAGCGCAAGUGGGAGGGAGAGCGAGAGCUGUCAGUGGCCGAGCACGGACGUCCAAAUUCGGUCGACAAGCACCACCGUGAACACCUCGGGAGCAGCGAGUGAGGGAGGCGACCCACGGACACACGCCGGCCGUCCGCCCGCGUCGUCGUCCUUCGUCGCCGCUGCUGCAAUGAAGCCAGAAGCGGUUGCUCGGCGUGGAUGUAACAGCGGCGGACGUCAUCCAUGAGACCCCGCGGAGCUUGUGUGGCGCAGAAGACGACGACAAGAUGAAGAAGCAGUUCAACCGAAUGAGGCAGCUCGCCAACCAAACAGUGGGCAGGGCUGAGAAGACCGAAGUGUUAAGCGAAGACCUCCUGCAGGCGGAGAAGCGUCUGGAGCUGGUCAAGCAGGUGUCGCACAGCACCCACAAGAAGUUGGCGGCGUGUCUGCAGGGUCAGCAGAAUGUGGAGGUGGACAAGAAGUCGGUCAGGUCGCCGUCGAAGAAACUUCCUCUCGCGACGCUAGCACAAUGUAUGGUGGAGGGGGCGGCGUUGCUCGGGGACGAGACUAUGCUUGGGAAGAUGCUGAAGCUGUGCGGCGAGACUCAGGACAAACUGUCCCAGGAGCUCGUCCUGUUCGAAGGCACCAUCGAGAGAGACGUCAUGGACCCGCUAUAUGACCUCGCCGAGGUGGAAAUCCCAAACAUCCAGAAACAAAGGAAACAUUUAACCAAACUGGUCCUGGAUAUGGACUCCGCUCGCACGCGGUACUAUCAGUCCGGCAAGUCGUCGGGCCUGUCCAGCAACCUGCAGCCCAGCGGCGGCAAGGCCGAGCACCUGAGGGAGGAGAUGGAGGAGGCCGCCAAUCGCAUGGAGAUCUGUCGGGACCAGCUGUCCGCCGACAUGUACAGCUCCAUGGCCAAAGAACUCGACUAUGCAAGCUAUUUCCAGACCCUGAUUGAAGUCCAGGCCGAGUACCACAGGAAGUCACUGGAGCUGCUGCAGAACAUUCUGCCUCAGAUUAAAGCUCAUCAGGAGUCGUGGGCGGAGAAGCCUUGCUACGGGAAGCCGCUGGAAGAGCACUUAGAGCUCAGCGGGAGAGAUAUUGCUUUCCCCAUCGAAGCCUGUGUCACCAUGCUGCUGGAGUGCGGCAUGGAAGAGGAGGGUUUGUUCCGAGUGGCUCCAUCCGCCUCCAAGCUGAAGAAGCUCAAGGCGUCUUUGGACUGCGGCGUGCUGGACGUUCAGGAGUACUCGGCCGACCCGCACGCCAUCGCAGGCGCUUUGAAAUCUUACCUGCGUGAGCUCCCCGAGCCCCUGAUGACCUUUGAGCUUUACAACGACUGGAUUCAGGCCUCAAAUAUCCCAGACCAGGACAAAAGGUUGCAGGCUCUCCGCGGCGCUUGUGACAAACUACCGCCAGCCAGCAACAACAACUUCAGAUAUUUGAUUAAGUUCCUGUCCAAACUGACGGAAUACCAGGACGUGAACAAGAUGACUCCCGGGAACAUCGCCAUCGUGCUGGGGCCCAACCUGCUGUGGACGCACAGCGACGGCAACAUCACGGAGAUGAUGACCACAGUGUCCCUGCAAAUCGUCGGCAUCAUCGAGCCCAUCAUCCAGCACGCCGACUGGUUCUUCCCCGGAGAAAUUGAGUUCAACGUGACGGGCAACUACGGCAGUCCGGUACACAGCAACCACAACGCCAACUACAGCUCCAUGCCGUCUCCCGACAUGGAGCAGAUGGAGCGGCGGCAGAACGAGCAGAGCCGCAGACCCCUCAGCGUGGCCACCGACAACAUGAUGCUGGAGUUCUACAAGAAAGAUGGCAUCAGGAAGAUCCAGAGCAUGGGAGUCAGGGUGAUGGACACCUCUUGGGUGUCCCGCAGGGGCUCGUCGUCCUCGCGUAAAACCACAUCCACGCCCCCCAGCGUGCGGGCGCCCACCCCGCCCACGGACGCGCUCACCCCCGAGCCGCCCGGAACCCCCUCGGGGUCGCCCUCCCCCACCCCUCCUCCCACUAACAACGAGCGAGCCAGCUCGGAUGACGCUUCGGACGCCUGUAACGCUCACCCCUCCCCCGAGGAGGAGAGGCCGCCCCCCCCUUACCCGUCUUCCUCACCCUUCUCGCUCCCUCCCCAACACUUUUCCGCCCGAGCACCCCCCGGUAUGCGCCCGCUCUCCCGCAGUCCCGAAUGCGUGCCCGCGGGCCCGUCGCCCGUCCCCCGCCGCUCGGGCUACAGCCCGCCCCCGUUCCUCCACUCCCUGUGCCCGUCCCCGCAGCCCCUUGACAUCAACUCCAACCCACGAGCCCAAAGCUCCCCGCCCUUGCACAAGCAGGCCUCCCUGGCCGAGCCCCUGCAUGCGCCCCCUGCCGACACAAACGGCUCCUCCCUCUACAUCAAACCCCCGCUCGUUCUUACUCGCCACGAUUUAUUCCUGGGCUCCCCCAAACCCCCUGGCACGCCCUUGUCCGCCCCCCCUCCUUGGGCCACCUGUAGCCGAGAACGAGGACGCAAGGCCGCUAGCACCCUGAAGAACAAGGAACUGUCUCCAGUCAUUGGGCAGAAGGGAUUCCAGGGGACACUUUCUGCUAGCUGCCAGUCUGAGCACAGCCCGCACACGCUACGGAGAGCAAAGAAGCUUGCUCCAAUCCCGCCUAAAGUCCCCUACAGCCAGACAGGGGCUGUGUCGGAGCAAUCCACGGGCCAGCCGUCUCCUGUCAGCCUGUCGCCCACGCCCCCUAGCACCCCUUCGCCAUACGGCUUCGGCUACCCGCAGGGUUACGCCACUAUUGGCUCCUUGGGACACGUCCAGAUGGCCGGCACGCCGUCUCUGUCCUCGCCGCCUUCGCUGGCCGGGACGCUCACCAAAGUCCGGCCCACGCCCAAGCCGCCCCGGCAGAGGCCCAGCUUGCCUCCGCCGCAGCCGCCCUCCACACCCGGCACCAGCCCCCAGCCUCUGGAGCACUCGUCUGGCCUGCUGGAUGGUUUGUCUCCUGGAGAAAGCAUGUCCACAGAUUCCUUCUGCAACCUAGAUAUUCCCGUCAUUAACAUGGAGCUGGACAGCCUUCUGGACUUGGCUCACAUCUCCCACCUCAGGCACUCGGUAGCGCUGCUGGACUCGAGCCGCCUCAGAAGCACCGAGUCGGAGGGGGGGGAGGAUUCGGAGAGCACGGUCCUAUGACGCCGCAGCCUCUCCCCUCCUUCCUCCUUCUCCCCUAAUGUAUUCCUGCAUUUGGAUUGCCCCCCCCCCUCUCUUUUUGGUUUCUAUUUGCCUUAUUUGAUGACUUGAACGCCAGACAAGGAACACACAAGCGCGCCAAUCUUCUGCAAGGAAUAUCGACAACUAUUCCCCUCUCGGCAUGGACAUCAGCCUGAGUGUGCACUGCAUGUGUGUGCGCGUGCGUAUUAUCAACCGACAUGCACGUUGUAGAUACUUAGCUGAAUAACAAACAAAAAAAAUCUUGGUGGUUAAAUUUAAUUGAGUGAAAACUAUUUAUUGUCUAUACUGUACAUUUGCAGAGUUUAUGAUUUCCAAUCAAACAUCAGAUCGUAUUUUAUAUUGACAGGAGAACUCAUAAUACAUCCGGAAAAGACGUUUAAGACGCUGUAACUUACACAGAUUGACCAUUUAAAUCAGUGUUUCCUUAGUGUACCGCUAGAGGGAGCUUGCGCACCACACUUGAUCGAGAAGGUCAUUCAAGUGAACGAGAAGAAAACAUGCUCUCAUCACCAAGAGGGGGCCCUACUAUUUUUGUCCCAGUUGAUGGAUGCACUUUUUUUCUACAUGGAUGAUGACCACAUGUGAAGGCAUAGAUGUGCAAAGCAUCCUGUUUAUUUUCAGCAGAGUAUUUAUGAUACAGAUCUAUUUCUUGCAAAAGCUUUUUACUUGACACCCAUGUGGGCAAGGAGAAGCUUUCAAUCAUGGGACCAGAUAUAUCUCUCACUUGACACACGCAAAAAAAAAAAAAAGAAGACUGUAAAUAAGUUGUUGUACAUACAUGCUAUGUAUAUAGGGACUUCAGUAUAAAUAUAUAUGUAGAUGUAUAGAAAUACUGGCUGGAUUGAAAUGAACACAUGAAGAUAACACUCAUUGUUUUGUCUCCAUUUUUCACAUUAGCACAUAUUAGUCUAUUGUUUUACACAAUUAACCCCCUUGGGCUGAUUUUAAUAUUUAUUUGAUAAAAGAAAUGGACAAUACAUGUUGACUUGGACAUGUAAAUUAGUGGGACUGAAUUGUUCAAAAACAGACCAGAGCUCGAUUCUCAAUAUGAAUUGACGGCUAAUCUGCAAUGUUUACAAUUUCAAUAUUUGAUUAAACCUACUGUAGAACAAUUCAAAUAAUCACCCGCCUUUAUGUUGUGUUGUUUGUGUUUUACGCGAUUCACUGGAAUGUAAAACUGGCAGGUUGUGUGUGUUUUGUGGUGGAGGGUCCGUGUCUCUUUUGGUCAUUGGAUAUUUCAUUUGGAAGCAGAUAUUAAAAAUGGAAAAAUGA